AUGAUUCAGCCCAUCAUGAUGACUGUGGUUGACAACCAAGUUCUGGGGCUUCCUGUUGACAUUCAGCAUAAAGUGAAGCCCUUGCCAAAAGUCAGCCAGGUACUGUCGCCUGAUCUUGGACCUCCCAGCCUCGUAGGACUUACAGGGAUUUGCAAACCAAAUGAGGAUACUAGCAGGGAGAAAGUAGGGCCUCGGGACCCAGGGAUGAGGAAACUUGCUGUACUGACAUGGGAGCUGACCUUCGCCCUGUGGGCUGGGACCUCCGCCACGCAGCUGCACAAGCUUCAGCCUGAAACUCUCCCCGACACUGCCCUAAGCAGACCACUUGUGAGGGAGGGAGCAUGGAAUGAAAAGCCCACAGGGAGCAAGAAGCCACAUGAUCCAGUGCUCUGAAGCCAUUCUAGAUGGUUUCAGGGGGACUAGCUUCCCACCUCUGACAGUGACACCAUGGCAAGUACCACAAUUUGCCUAGGAUUAUAAUUCUUUGUGCACAAUGCAUCCCAUUCAAAGGCAGUCCACAGCACGGUGUGUUCCCUCUCUGAACUGGUCUCACCCCCUUAAAUGUGUAUUCA
Molecule: messenger RNA, 572 nt
Organism: Sapajus apella (tufted capuchin)
Lineage: Eukaryota; Metazoa; Chordata; Mammalia; Primates; Cebidae
Gene: CUNH2orf83
Product: chromosome unknown C2orf83 homolog
Exons: 3
Coding region: 1-393 (130 amino acids)
Source: RefSeq, a predicted model, not a curated record